CGGACACGCCCACUUUGAGCACAUGGUGCGCGCGGUGGAGGCGCUCGCCGCCGAGCGGGGCUUCUCGCCGGACCAGUGCCACAUCUGGCUCGACCUGCACUCGACCCGCCGAGCAACGAGGCGACCAAGGCGCCGGCGAACGGCGCGAACGCGCCCCUCGCCGCAACCACGACCCACCUUGGGGCGGGCGCGCCCGAAACGCUCCACCUCGACACGGGCCUCCUCUGCAGCCGCGACACAUACCUGAGCCGCGGCUGGUGCCGUCUCGAGCAGUGGGCCUUCAUGCUCGCCAACGGCACCGACUCUAUCUACUUUUGGGGCGACGCCUCGGGCGGGCUGCAGCGCAUCGACAACGUCUCCUCCUGGAUUGAGACGAGCAUCAAGGUCUUCCUCGGUGAGUUCACAAAGGGCGAGGACAAGGAGCUGCUUGUUGACGUCGUGCUCGGCCUCUACGGCCUCGCCUUUGUCUCCAAGCUGCAGCGGGCCGACGGCGCGGCGGAGCGGGGCGGCGGCGCGGGCAUGAAUUGCGACGCGCUGUGGGAGCAGCUGCAGACGCACAAGGCGGCCAUCUUCCCAGCGGAGCUCUUUGGCGACCUCGUGGAGCUGCUCGAGACGGAGCUGGCCGAGGCGAUGGCGCAGGUGAGCGGUGACCAAGACGGCGAGCGCUGGCCGAGGCGGCCGCAACGCCGCACCGAGGGCAAGAGCAGCCGCGUCACCGGCCGCCCUAGCCCGGAUAAGCGUGAGUCGUUCGCGCUCUUUGACCGUCACGGCUUUGACGACGUGCUGCGGGCGAGCGGGAGGCUGUACAAGCGAGCCUGCGAGGCGAGAGGGCGGAGCACUUUCCAUUGCCCGCGGGGCAACCCUCUCUUGCACUCGACCAUGCGUGUGUGACCUCCGUGUGUUUACGUAGCUGUAGCUGUGCAGUACAUUACAUGCACAUGUAUGAGUAGUGACCCGGCAGACAGAUCUGUGUGGUUGGUGAGUUUUAAGAUAAUAUGCACCUCAGUAUUAAG
Emiliania huxleyi CCMP1516 is the source of this 1013-nucleotide messenger RNA. RefSeq lists its product as hypothetical. Bases 283 to 891 code for a protein of 202 amino acids. The record is from RefSeq and is a predicted model, not a curated record. NCBI's taxonomy places the organism in Eukaryota, Haptophyta, Isochrysidales, Noelaerhabdaceae. The transcript has 5 exons.